Didymosphaeria variabile is the source of this 921-nucleotide messenger RNA. RefSeq lists its product as uncharacterized. The record is from RefSeq and is a predicted model, not a curated record. Bases 1 to 921 code for a protein of 306 amino acids. Lineage: Eukaryota; Fungi; Ascomycota; Dothideomycetes; Pleosporales; Didymosphaeriaceae. The transcript has a single exon.
AUGAAGUCCUUUAUUGCUACCGCUGCGCUCGUCGCUACCACUGCCGCAUCCAACGUCGCUGAGCGUGGCGCAGGAGUCUACAACUUCAUGGCACAAUGCAACGUCAACGAGCCUAAGGUCAAGGUCGUCAACCGCUGCUCCUAUCCCGUGUACCUCUGGUCGAUUGACAAGCAGUAUGGCUGCCCUGACGGCUCGGGUUUCGAAUUGAAGACUGGCGAUCUGUACCAGGAGAACUUCCAGGACGGAACCGACGGCGGCAUCUCUAUCAAGCUCUCCAAGUUCGAGACAUGCGGUGGAAAGGAUAUCACCCAGUUGGAAUACAAGAUCGAGAAGGCGAACGCAGCGUUCCAAGGAAACUACCUUGACAUGUCUUUCGUCGACUGCACUGGCAACUUGGAGGACUGUCCCGGCCGUACGGAUGGUUUCUAUCUGAAGGCUGGAAACCAAAAUGGCCUCUUCAAAUCCGCAGUCAACAAUGAGCACUGCCCCAUCUUCAAUGUUUACAACGCUGAGGAGGCCGCGAAGGUGUCCUACAUCAACUGGGACGAUCCUCAGACCAAGUGGUGCGAUGUGACCGCCGAUUUGGACCUCUACCUUUGCGGUGGCGACGCCCCCGGCGACGAUGACAGCUCUUCCGCUGCACCCGUCUCCUCGACUGCACCCGUCUCGUCGGCUGCACCCUCGAGCGAAAUUGAGAGCAGCAGCGCCGCUCCCACCACCACCAGCAGCAGCAGCUCGUCUGAGGAGGCUCCCGCUCCUUCCUCAACGGAGGAUGCGUACGUUGUCGCUGCCGCCGCCGCCGUUACUGAGGCUCCCGUCGCUUCCUCUGCUCCCGUCGUCAAGACUGAGGUUGUCUAUGUCACCGAAUUCGUCAACAGGAGGCACGCACACGGCCGCCGCCAUCAGCACUUCCACGCAUAA